Messenger RNA from Haliotis rufescens (red abalone), 3401 nucleotides. RefSeq names its product solute carrier family 35 member F6-like. Bases 332 to 1879 code for a protein of 515 amino acids. The record is from RefSeq and is a predicted model, not a curated record. Gene Ontology annotation, cellular component: membrane; intracellular membrane-bounded organelle. NCBI's taxonomy places the organism in Eukaryota, Metazoa, Mollusca, Gastropoda, Lepetellida, Haliotidae. The transcript is spliced from 9 exons.
GACCUAUUACAUUUCCCCGGGUUUACCCAUACUGGAUACUGUCACUACACUGCUGUGAGGGACAGCGGAGUCUACGCGUGAGUAUUGAAACCAUUAGGUGCUGUAUCAUUACUGACAUUGGACAUUUUGAAAAUAUUAUGUUCAGACAAGUUUCAAAGGCACAUUAGCUGCACAUGGCGAAUACUGACCCUCCUUGUAACGUACAAUACAGCAAGCUACACACAGGUUGAUGGCGGUUAUAUGAGACGGCAAUCGUGCGACUGGGAAUCUUUCUGAAGCAGGAAGUAAAUUGGUGUGUCGUGUAACAGACGAGAUCAGUCUCUAAAGCAUCAUGCCGGACUGGGGAACAGUGGCAACCAGCUCAGUGGUCCUAGGGGUUGGAUGUGUCGUGUCAGGAUUCCUCACCACAGCCUCGCAACAAUGGGCUGCCCAUGCCAACACUACAGGACGGCAUGGUUCACGGAUGCACACUUUCGACCAUUCAUUCUUUAUGCAAACAUUCCUAUUCCUGGGCCAACUGUCGUGCCUAGGACUCCACUCGAUCAUACGUAAAGUACGCGGCCCACAGCCUCCUGGAGAUGAGGAGCAGGAGGAGCCAGUUGGAAGAGUUGCGGCCCAGAUGCGGGCAAGAGCAAGACAUAACCAGGAAGGGAAUAGAAAACAAAACCCACAAGCUGGGAAUGAAAGGUCAAUAGAGGAGGAGCUCAACCACGGAGCUGCAGUUAGAGUAAGGGCACGUGGGAGAGAAGACAAAGCUGCAAACGAAGUGGCGGAUAAUGGCCCUGGAAAAGAACAUGCAGCUGACGGUGAAGCUAUAGGGGGUCCCGUGGCUGACAUACAGGUGGAAGAGACAGAGGAGGGUUUGAGGCAGAGGCGGCAGAGGGAACAGAGGGAACAGAUGAUCAGAGAAGCAGGUCCCCGCAGAGGACCCAGACUAGCCAGGAAAAUGAAACCCAAGGACAAAAAAGAAUACAACAAGAUCAUAUUUCUGCCUUGUGCCCUCUGCGACUUUGCAAGAACAGGAUUACUGUUUAUUGGCCUGCGUCAGACGUUCCCAAGUAGUUUCAUAAUGCUGCAGGGUGUUGGUUUGCUAGCAACAUGCACCUUGACCGUGGCUUUUGUUGGCCGUGAAAAGACAGUACGUAAACUGCAGUGGGUGGGUGCCUCAAUAUGUGCCGUGGGUCUGGCUGUGAUCGGCCUGAGGGAUUAUGUGUGGGGGAAGGACCACACAUAUGACCCGUACGGGAUAGCUGCGGGGGACCUGCUGAUUGUCAUGGCGCAACUGAUGACGUCAAUUCAAGUGAUCCUUGAACAGCGCUUUGUGAAGAAACACGAUAUAGAUCCACUUGUGGCUAUUGGACUUGAAGGGAUGUUUGGGUUUAUCCUCUUGAUUAUCCUGCUCAUCCCAUUCUACUUCGUGGACGUGGGAGCAUUUAAUACCUUGCCGAAACACCGCCUGGAGGAUCCGUAUGACGCCUUCUGUCAGAUGCAGAUGGAUUACUCAAUCAUAGCAGCCUUUCUAGGUAGCGUGCUUUUCUGGCCGCUGUACUACUACUGUGGGCUGUCUAUCACCAAGCACGUGAAUGCAGUAACCCGGAUGGGGGUGGACAUCAACAUACAGAUGCUGACUUGGGCAGUGUACAUCAUGGCACAGUGGCAAGCAUUCCAUGCCUCACAGAUUCUUGGAUUCGGUGUCUUUAUUGUUGGGAUCAUCGUGUUCUUCCUCGAUGCUGACCCCAUUAUAGCGAGAUUCCAGGGUUGGCGAGAGAGAAGACGAGAAGGAAAUGGAGAGAAUGAACCAUUGAACCCAACAAACCCUGUUAUCCAAGACUACGGUAUACAGGAACAAGUGCAACCCCGGAGAAACCGACCGAGAUAGGCUGUGAGAACUUCAGCUGGAUUGGAUAGCAAAAAUAUUAAGGCAAGGAUUAAAGUACAACAUAUCAUUAUAUUUUUAUAUUUUUUUUUACAAAAUACAAUAUACCGAGAGCGAAGGUCUUUGUGAACACGUGUAAUAACUCACAGCUCGUCGACAACUGUACCGUGCAGUUUCUGAAUAUUUGGAAGUCAAUACGUUUCACGGAUACAAGAGUACAGAACUCAUACAAUUUCAAUUUUUUUGUAUUUUUAUUUGUGAAUGGAAAACAAUAUUCAUCUCCGAAAAGAAACAGGUUUAGAAAACCGAUGAUGACAAACAUGACAAUUGCUUUAAAUGUACUUUCCAUGCGUCGUCAUCAGUUAUCAGCUUCUUCCGGCCUACCCAGUGAGGAUCCGGGUUCGAAGUGGUCAUGCUUGUGGUAAGAGACGACUAACGGGAUCGGGUGUUCAGGUUCGCUGACUUGGUUGAUGCAUGUUUUCGUAUCCACAUUGCGCAGAUGAUGGAUCAAUGCUCAUGAUGUUAUUCCCAUGAGUUUCCAUGUCCAGAACUAAUUAUUUACAGACCGCCGUCAUAUAUUUGGAAUAUUGCUGAAUGCGGCGUCAAACAACAAGCAAACAGUUGUCCGUUCUAGACGAUAUUGCAAAACUUUCUUAUAACUUCUCCCAAACUGUUUUUUUUUCAGAAAGGUGACAUGGACCAUGGGAGGUGGUCAGCAAACAGUUUAUCAAGGAAAUUUAAAUUGAAAAUUUGUCUCUGGUAACAGUGCAAAUAGGUUUGAAUCUUCUCUGAACAUGCAACUGAGAUCAUUUUAAACUUUAUUGAGACGUAAGUCUCAUCUUUAAGAAUAUUUUGUCAGAGUGAUUCAUUUCUCAUCAUUGGCUUAUUCUAUUAACUUCAGCUGUCAUUCACUAAUCAGUCCAAUGAAAUACAUAUGCAUGUCAUCUCCCAGAUGGUACUCGUCAAUUCAGAAUGAGCUACAUUUAUCAUUUUGUAUAGUUAUGUAAACCAUUUACAAUAUAUUUUCGACUUAUGUUCAGGCCAACCAUUUGAUAUUCUUGGGAGAACUUGGGGAAAUUUGUUGGGUGGGGUGGAGGGUGGGGGAACAGCUAUUGAAAAUACAAAAUAAUACCUGGUUUUGCCGCUGAAGCUAAACAAUCAGCAAAGUCCCUGUCCCCCCGAAUAUCUCACGGUUGGUCCCUACUCUACAGUAUGCUUCUCAUGCAUACCCAAUUUCAGAUUGUUGCUGAAUGGGUGUAUUACAUGUUAUACAAGUGUAACGAUCUACAAAAGAACCUUAUGACUGGUUAGUUUGUCUUUAUUCUAGCUUCUUAUGCAUCAUGCAUCAGGAUUACCACAGCGAGGAUGGGAAUUAAAGAAACUAUUAAAAUUGCAAAUCCAUACCUGCAAAUGGGCCUAGGCCUGCGUGUGUAAAUCCAUGUUGUGUAUUAGAUAUGUACAUAUGCCAUAGUGCUAUGUAACAUGAUGAUGUUGAAUUAUAAUAAAAGUAUUUGGUUCUAUCUUC